CCCACUCUCUCAUCAUCGCCUUUCUAUGUGUACCCUUUUCUUCCUUUCUUUAUUCCCAUUUCCCCCCCUCUCUUUAUAUAUUUCCCCUUCUCCCUCUCCUUUUCCUCUCAUUAAUCUCUUUUUACACUCUGGGUUCUCUUUUCUUUUUCUAUUUUGAUUUUGAUUUUGAUUUUGCAUUACUAUCACCAAAUGAAGCAGCUCAUCCGCCGUCUUUCCCGCGUCGCCGACGUUUCCGCUCAGUACAACCUCCUCCGCUCCGACUCUUCCUCCUCUUCUUCCGGUAGCCGUCAUCGUUCUUCGGCCGCAUCCGCCGCUAGGGCUGAAUCUUUCCGUGUGGCGGUUAAAAAGACGGUGCCUCAAGGUUACGUUCCGGUUUACGUAGGGGAAGAGAUGGAGCGGUUCGUUGUGAGUGCGGAGUUGCUGAAUCACCCGGUUUUCGUCGGUUUGCUUAAUAAAUCGGCUCAGGAAUACGGGUAUGAACAAAAAGGGGUACUUCAUAUUCCGUGUCACGUGCUGGUUUUUGAAAGGGUUAUGGAAGCGUUAAGACUAGGGGUUGAGUCACGUGACUUACAGGAUCUACUCCGGUCAUCCUCCGAUGACUGUUUAAAUGAUUUUUAGACCGGUGAAACGACAAAAAACGAUGUCGUUUUUUUUUCAUGUAAAUAUAUUAUAUAAGGGAAAAAAAGGGAAGAAAUGUAGGGUUUUUUUUUAUUUUAAUUUUUAGUUCUUCAAUGUAAGGAGGACUGAAACAAAAAUGGGGGAAAUGUCCGUUUUUUUUUUUUGCCCAAUAUAUAUUUUCUUUUUGUCAUGAUUAGUUUUCUGUCUGGCAGUUAAGAAAAUGCUGCAUUUUCUUUGUUUUCUUCUUUUUUUUCCAAUGAAAGCUGAAAGUGGAAAUUGGAUGAA
Gossypium arboreum is the source of this 903-nucleotide messenger RNA. Its product is annotated as auxin-responsive protein SAUR71-like. The coding region runs from base 190 to 618 and encodes 142 amino acids. Gene Ontology annotation, biological process: response to auxin. The record is from RefSeq and is a predicted model, not a curated record. The transcript has a single exon. NCBI's taxonomy places the organism in Eukaryota, Viridiplantae, Streptophyta, Magnoliopsida, Malvales, Malvaceae.